UCAGCUACAACGCGGAGCCAGGAAUGCUAGAUGCGCCGCAGUCAACGACUUGCUGAGCGUGGAUCCAAGCGAACUCAGCCCCAACAGGGUCCCAAGUCACCUCGGAUCCCGUGGAAACGACGCACGACCAUGGCCGAGGCCGCUGACGCCAAUACACAAGACAGCCCCAAGAGGCCGGUUACUCCUCCCAUGCCAGUUCAGCAGGCAGAUGAAACGCAACUAGCGUUUCUCGAACGUCUCCAACUAUACACGGAGACUGCUGCAGCUGAACUUCGCAAAUGGGAACAGGAGGAAGCCGCCCGCUGGCAGGCGGCUCAAUGCCAGCUGGCAGAGGCCGAGGCAGCGCGUCAGCGGGCCGCAGCAGAAGCUGCAGCAGCCGCACGGUUACAGCAACAGCAGGUCGAGGCAAGCCAAAAUCAAGCCGCCUGCAGUCACCAGCAGACCACCAACGAUCAGCUGCAGACCAGUGUCAGCACAGGGUUGGCACAACUAUCUGCAGUUGAGUCGACGGGCAGUGCAGUUUCAGAGUGCAGCCCAGCUUUGGCCGCUCAAACUAAGCAACUCGAAGAACGGAUCAACCACGUAGUCGCAUCCCUUGGCGACAUCAGCAAGUUUGUGGGGACGUCUACGGUCAGCAAUCAGCUGCAGACGCUCAGCGACCGCGUUCAACAACGAACGGCUGCCGUCGUCAAGGAAUGGAAAAUGCCGAACUUCGAGAUCGAGAAAUUCGACGACUACCACAAGACCGAUCCGCUGCAGUGGUGGAUGGCAUUCAACGGGGAGGCGGACGCACAUCACGUCCCACCGGCACGGCGGCUUGACGCGCUCUACCACCAGCUCAUCGGGGGGGCACAAACAUUCAUGACUCAUAUGGCCGUCACGCUGGAGUGCACCAUCGCCACCCUCCACACCAAGAUACCUUGGGAGGACUUCGAAAAGAAAUGGAAGACCCGGUUCAUGGUCAACAACGACAAAAGGCACGUGUACAAGAUCUUCCGCAUGUUUCAAGGCCAGCAACCAUCACGGGAAUGGCUGAUGGAGUGGCAAAGACUCGUCGGCACCCCGGAGUUGAACCUGCUGUUCGACUCAGUCCGGGCCGAGUUCUUCGCCCGAUCUUGCGAGGCCUUGACAGCUGCCCUUGGCAGCGAAUUUCAGUAUGAGACCUUUGAUGAGAUGAUCUCCAAGGCAAGGGAACUCAUACAAGGUAACCGGCGAGCGGCCAACGAGGCCUGCCAGCAGCCCGGUUACGUGGAGAGAAGCAAAGGUCAGCGGACGCCGUACGUAGCAGCGAUCCAGCAAGGAUCUAGUGAGGACCACGCAGCCGCUUCAACAUCAAGUGACGAAGAUGUGGCAGCAGCGAUACCACCGCAACGCUCAAGAACCCGUGGGGGAAAACAUAAGGAGAAAACAGCGUCGGCGGAUGGAGCGAGACAGUCACCAUGGACAAAGUUCGGGAUCGCCGAAGACAUGUUCAACCGGUCGCCGGACGAGCACCUUCGCUCCAUUUUGGAGCGGCUCCAUAUCGCCAAGUACAAGGGGAACCGCGACAAGAGCGAGUUUGCCCAGCAAGAGUUGGAGUAUUUGGGCCAUUACGUUACGCCGCAAGGCACUCGUCCGCUCGCGGACAAAGUACAAGCCAUUCAAGAUUGGUCGGACCUCGCGUGUGCUAUCGACGUCCGCUCCUUUCUCGGCUUAGCAUCAUACUACAUGCGUUUCGUCAAGAGCUUCCAACGGAUCGCUGCACCAUUGGUGCGACUUCAGUCCCCCUUGGUGCCCUUCGAGUUCAACGACGAAGCCCGACACGCGUUCCAUACGCUGAAGACGGCCUUGGUUCAAGCUCCCGUCUUGAGCAUCUAUGACCCGACCUUGCCAACCAAGGUGACUACGGAUGCUUCCGGCUGCGGCAUUGGCGCGGUUUUUGUGCAACAUGACGACACAGACUGGCAUCCGGUUGAGUACUUCAGCCAAAAGGCGCCGCCCAUCAAUUCCCUGGAUGAUGUGAGGAAGAAGAAACUGCUAGCUUUUGUCACAAUACUCAGCGUUGGCGUCACUUUCUCCUCGGGCGUCGGCGAUUCACGUGGGCAACGAACAACAAUCCGUUGACUUAUUACAAGACGCAAAACACGUUGAGCAGCACGAUCG
This is a messenger RNA of Chara braunii, 2142 nucleotides long. The record is from the annotation of a GenBank genome assembly. NCBI's taxonomy places the organism in Eukaryota, Viridiplantae, Streptophyta, Charophyceae, Charales, Characeae.